This is a messenger RNA of Prunus armeniaca (apricot), 231 nucleotides long. NCBI's taxonomy places the organism in Eukaryota, Viridiplantae, Streptophyta, Magnoliopsida, Rosales, Rosaceae. The record is from the annotation of a GenBank genome assembly.
AUGCCUGCGCACAACCGCACCGCAUCCAAAAGAAGGACGUCAUGUGUUGACGCGCAUCCCCUCGGCCCGGAGCACCAAGCCGCGAGAUUUGCGACGGACCAACAUCCACCAGUUGGAUUACCGAACGGUAGGACAACAUUUCCUUCCGAAGGCAAUUUCAAGUCCCUUUCCGAGAACUCUCACAAGAGAACUUGGGGGACUCCUGUUUAUACCAAAAUGAACAGCCAAUAA